GCCGCCCGCGCUGCCAGUCGCCAGCCAGUCGGACGAACGCACGAGAGCCGCGCGCGACGCUGCCUAUAACCUGAUUUGUGAUAACAUUACAAUAAACUCGAACGCUAUUUAAUAUUAGGCACGUGGAUGUGAAGUUUACCCAGGAUUACAUACAGUGACAGUGGCUCCUUUUGGCUCGGCCUCACAAUCGAGCUAAUUGCGCGAAUGCCACGGUCCACAGCCUACGCAGCCGGCGGCGUUCCCCUCCUCCGUUCAUUCAAGGACCAAUCGUUGAACUCAUGCCGCCGCGGCUUUCGCACGGUCGUAAUGUGCCGAUUUAGAAAUGAACUUCGAGAACGCGCCGCAAUGCACUGACUGAGCUGGAUGACCGCGAGCGAAUCGGCUCCAACAAUGUCAAUCAACCAGAACGCGGGCCAGUUUAGUAAACAGAAACAACAACUAGGUAAACAGGGACCGGAACCGGUCAACUUUCCACCGCGUUAUCAUCCGCCUCCGCCGGCCGCAGGUGUCCACAAGCUUCCCACUGUCGACGCGACCGCCAAAGAGUUCAAACCACCUUACGCAGGCAAGUCUAUCGAACCUAGCAAGUUGCAAUACCCGCCGGGGGUGCACGGAGCAGUGCCCGGCCCCUAUCCAAGUGCAUCGAUCCCUUUGGGUAAAUACCCGCAAGCAUAUCCUGCUGGGUACCAAUUGCCACCGGGAGUGAGAAUACUUCGACCUUCGGCUGAGAUAAUUACUAAAGCUAUAGUUCACGAGCCUGUAGACCCGACGACACGCGCAAGAAGUGCCGACGAUACGCAGCGCGUCCCGCGGAACAUCGAAGACGAACAGAUUCAUAGGAGGUCAGCGGACAUGCUCAAGUUUACUAAGCGUGUCGAGCCAGAGGGACCGCGGAAUUCAAAUGAUCAAAGGCGACAAAUUCAAGCUUUGUUAAAUGAAAUAAAGGCUUUGAAAGAGGCGAAUCGCCGACUUAGCGAAGAUAAUCAAGAACUGCGUGAUUUAUGUUGCUUUCUAGAUGACGACCGACAAAAAGGCCGUAAGUUAGCUCGUGAAUGGCAAAGAUUCGGGAGAUACACUGCAUCUGUUAUGCGACAAGAAGUGUCUGCUUAUCAAAGCAAAUUAAGGGAGUUAGAUGACAAGCAACAAGAAUUGAUACGAGAUAAUUUGGAAUUAAAAGAAUUAUGUCUGUAUCUAGACGAAGAACGUGAAAGAAGUACGUGUGUAAACUGUGGCAGGACCAACGGCAGAGAAAGGGAUGAAGGAGACGGCAGUAGCAGCGGCACUAACCCAGAAGAAGGGACUCGGGCUCCCCCAGCCGUAUCCAUAACGCAUCCCCAGCUCGCAGAACGGACAGUUCAGUACGUGAGAGAUUUAGAGCAAAAAGUUAAGAGACUUGAAGCGGAAAAAGGCCUCGGGAGUACUGUAAACGAGCGGCCUGAGGCUGUUGUACGAGCUCUACAAGUCUUGGAAGUGAGGGAACGCGUCGAAAGAGAAAGAAGAAGGCCUGCUCCUGAUUUAGAUUCAGGUGAACAAGCGCUAGUGAGGGAAAUGUGUAAUGUAGUUUGGGGAAAGCUUGAAGAUGCUCCACCGAAGGGACCACCACGUUGAUUAUAGUGGACAUCUAAAGAGUGCUAUAUGAUAUAUUUAUUGCUUAGUAUAAAUGGAGAUCGAUAAUCGAAAGACAACGAACCUGUGUGAGAAAAUUGUUAAAGUCGUUUACGACGCGGUUGGAAUCUGUUGAUUGAGUUUGAGGUCACAAAAGGCGUGUUGCCUCGUGACCCAAAGAGCGGAGUUAUGUAUCGACCUUGUUUAUAAAUCCAAACAUAACAGUUACUUUAAAUAUGUUUAUCGCUAAGUUUGUUGUGUGACUUUGCCAAGUUCCAAUAAGACUUAAUUUAAUGUUUUUAACAAAAAGUACAAAAUUAGAUAUUUUAAACGUUAAUUGUAGUACUUUAAGUUUCAUUUGUUUCCGAUUUGCUUCGCUUUAUUAAAAAAAAAACUACAUCAAGUAGUUAGAGACACAGAAAUUAUUGAUUAUUGUUAAUAGUUUGAAUUAUGUACUAUCAGUUUGACCUAAUGAGAGGCUAUACCAUAGUGGUCACAAAGUAUGAUUUGAAAAUAGUUGCGGUUGUUAAUUUCAGCUUUCGAAGUCUAAACCUUUGUUACUGCAUACACAAGCACUAUUGAUACUUUUUUGUCAAUUUUAUGGCAUAUAUUCUAAAAAAUACUACGUUGUUAUUUGUAAGGCGUCUUGAUUUCAUUUUUAAGAGUCUGUGAUUUUUGCCUGAACUGGUUUGUAGAAAUCCUUCCUAAUUUAAAGCGAUCUUGCCUUGCAGCAGUUUUUAAAAUGCAAUUUUUUUUAUAAAAUUAAUAUGAAAACAUAGUUAAUUGCCUUGCCUCAUGCUUAGCAUCUAGUCAGCAACGUAUGAACUUCAUGUACAACCUAUAAUUUAAUUUAUACCGUCUCAUCGUUUAGUGUUUGCUUGCUCGAAUUCUAUGUGUUGUAACUUGUAAAGCGUUAUUAAUUUAUUUAGACAUGAACAAUAAUAAACAACUUAUUACUGUU
Molecule: messenger RNA, 2566 nt
Organism: Manduca sexta (tobacco hornworm)
Lineage: Eukaryota; Metazoa; Arthropoda; Insecta; Lepidoptera; Sphingidae
Gene: Ccdc85
Product: coiled-coil domain-containing protein 85C-B
Exons: 1
Coding region: 364-1608 (414 amino acids)
Source: RefSeq, a predicted model, not a curated record